Neurospora tetraspora is the source of this 1666-nucleotide messenger RNA. RefSeq lists its product as uncharacterized. NCBI's taxonomy places the organism in Eukaryota, Fungi, Ascomycota, Sordariomycetes, Sordariales, Sordariaceae. The record is from RefSeq and is a predicted model, not a curated record. The coding region runs from base 385 to 1428 and encodes 347 amino acids. The transcript has 4 exons.
AUGGCUGGCUCCGCGUACUCCCCGCCCUACCCUUGGUUCCACUUAGCGGGGCCGAAGCAGUCAUCGCCAGAACACAAAUACUACCCUCCUCCUACAUCACCAGCGUGCCUUCGAACUUUGACCUCAUUGCUCUACUUGCUUAGCCCAGUCGGAGACCUGCAUGUCCACUCGCCACACUUGCUCAGCUAGGCAGUGCGAUGCGCUUCCGGCCACACGUACAUAGUGUACUCACGUAUAUGCAAUUGUCCUCUUCCAUAUGCCUGCAACCUCCACAGCUUUCAAGGGUCCUCUUCAUGUUCCCACUUGACACAGUUCCCACUUGACACAGUUCGUCUCUCAAUUCUCCUUUCUCAACUCUACGACGACACGGUAGCUGCAUACCCUAUGUCCACCACACUCUGUAUCCCGCAAACUGCCCUGGCCAUGGAGCUGGAUUUCCUGAGUGACCCGGAGGACUGGUCCGACUUCGGCCAGAUGGAUGUCAAUGAGGACACAUCAACACCGGAGGAGGCCUCAGCGCUGCACGAGUUCGUACAGGCCUACAAUACCCCAAGCGCCCUGGACGCGGAGGAGACAGCUCGCAAGCUCAUGUCGCUAAAUGAGGACCGCAUACCAUGCGAUGGCGACUUCGACAAGGGCAUCCGAAUUGCCUGGCUGCUAUAUGGUGUUGGCAUCAAGAUGGUACAACAUCAAGUCGCUAUCCUGGUAGUUGCCGACGCCGUUAUGGCCCUUCCCCGCUUAGAUGCGACACCUGAGCAGGAAGUCCGGUUCGGGGAGGAGAAGUUGGAGCGGUGGAGGACAUUGGAGGACUUUUGGGGUAUCUGCUGGAACGACAGAUGGGAUAGGUAUAACGAGUUUCGGUAUGGUAAUGGAUUUUGCGGCUACAUCCGUGCGAAUGCAUGGGUGGCCCGUCAUCUUGUGCUACACCCCCCCAACAUUUACUACACCACUGAGCUAAAUGUAGCCUUCAGCCGGAUGAUGUUGGCCCUUGAGAAAGAUCCGUGGAACUAUCCUGGUGUGCGAGAAGAUGAUGAUGUCAGCAUCCGCUCGCCCAAAGACUAUACUAUUACCACGCUUAACACCGACGUUCAUGUCUUGGUCCCAUUCCUGGUGAUAGCAGGAGAUAUAAUGUACCGAUAUACCGACAGAGAGAUGAUGGCUCGGAGGUUCGCAGAGGCACAUCAAGAAAACCAUGAGCACAACACAAGGGAGUAUUGGCAGGAAUUCAGUUCAAACCGUUCCGAAAGAUCCUUGUGGAAGGCAGAGAAGAAGGUCGACCAAUAUGAAUGGUUGACGCGAGAGAGGUGGGCUUUUUGGAAGAAAAGAUUGGUAUGGAUUUCAGAGCAGACCGAGCUCUUACAACGGACUCGGGACGAGGCGAUCAUGCUUGUGCAGCUAAUGACGGAGAUUGAGGGUCGUGGGGCGUAAACACCAAGGAACGUAUCACGCUAGGAGACACAGUCAACGUCAAUGGACACAAUGCAUUAUCGCCUUCCCCUUGAGGCUGGUGCCUUGUUGCUGUCGGUCUUGCAGGGCAGGUAGCAAAAACAUAUUUGAUUCUACAACCCAAACAACAAUAGUGGCGGAAAGUAACAUGUUCCGGUUAAAAUUCGCCGUCACAACACUACCUACCUACUUUGGAAUGGUCCACUCUCUCCCCCCUGGU